Tetrahymena thermophila SB210 is the source of this 1569-nucleotide messenger RNA. RefSeq lists its product as hypothetical. The transcript has a single exon. The record is from RefSeq and is a predicted model, not a curated record. Gene Ontology annotation, molecular function: protein binding. Lineage: Eukaryota; Ciliophora; Oligohymenophorea; Hymenostomatida; Tetrahymenidae.
AUGAGCAUUAAAAAUUCUUAACAAAAUUUAAGUAGAUGCAUGCUAUAGCAAGCUAUUAACCUUUAUUAUGAAUCUUAAAUAGAUGAAAGCUUAGAAGUUUUAAAUAAGAUUGAAUAAAAGGAUUUAUAAUUCAUUGAUUAAGUGAUUUAAAAAAGAUAUUUACUUCUUAAUCUUAUAGCUUAAGGAGAUUUGGGCUAAGCUAGAGAUUUAAGAAAUCAAAUUUUAAAUUAAUACUUACGCUUAAAAUGGUGUGAAGAUGAUACUCUAAAAACAUAUAAACUAAAUUUAGAGGAAAUCAUUUUGAUUAUUUGCAUUUGGUCCUAUCAUACUAUUUUCCUGCAAGGUGGUGGAGCAGGAGCAGAAACCCAAGAUUUACUUUAUGUUUUUAAAAAAAUUUUAGAAAUAUAGAAUUCUUAGUUAUCUGAACAAGAAAAUUUAUUAUUUAAAAUUUUUUUAGAUGGAGAAGCAGAUUAAUAAGAUAAGUUACUUCAAUCUUUUUCAGGUAGAUUACUAGAAGAUUUAUUAGUAUAUGCAACAGUAAACCAUUUACACUUUGCUCCAUCAAAAAAACCAUUCUAUGAUUUAUUAGUAGUAUGUGGUGAAUAAGCUUAUUAAAUAAAUCCAAAACAUCCUUUAAUGUGUUAUUUUUUAGGAUUUCAUUAUUUUUACAGAGAUAUAGACAAAUCUUUUGAUUACUUUAAUAAAUAAUUUGAACUCUACAACAAAAAUAUUUAUUGCAACACUUAUUAUUUGAAGUUUUUAGUUUUAAACAAAAACCAUAUGAAAUUUUUAUAAGUUUACGAUUAAGUUAAACUAAUUAACAAAAAUCACCAUCGUGUUGCUUUAGCUUAUGCAGAAUAUUUAGUAGACAAUCAUAAAUCAUUUGAGGCUUUUGAAUGUAUAAUAAACUCUUUAAAAAAUAAAGAAGUUAAGCAAGAAAUAAAUUAAGAUUAUUUUUAAUGGUUUAGUAUAUAAGUAGAUGAAUUAUUUGAAAAUGAUUUUUAAAUUUAAAUUUACGAAUAGGCUAUAGAAUUGGAUUUUGAAAACUAUCGUUUUUAUGAUUAAUUAUCAAAUGCUUAUUUGAAAUAAGGCUAAUAUGAAAGAUUAAUAUAAUUAUAUAAUAGAUAUAAAUUAAAAGAGGAAAAAGACUCUUCAAUUGAAUCUUAAAUUUAUGAAUAAGUUUUGUAAAUAUAUAUCGAACAGAAAGAUUAUUAAAAUUGGAUAGAACUAAAAAUGAAAAACAAAGAUAAAAUAGAUUCGUUUGUUUUUGAUAAAUUUGAUUUUAAUUAGAAAAAUUUAGAAUUAACAUUUAUUGAUCACUCGAUCUAUAUUAUAGAUGAAUUAGAUUGCUUAAUUUAACAAUAUGAAAAAAAAUUAUAGCAAAAGGAAAAUAAAUCUCGUUUUCGUAUCUCUGAAAAAAAGAAAAUAGAAUUGAAGCAAUAUUCUACAUUCUUUUAAUUAUUGCUUGAAUAGCAUUCAAUUUACCUCUAACAAUAAGCUUUAGCUAAAUAAUUUAAAGAUAUUGAAAUUUAUAAAAAAUCUAUUUUACUUUAAGACUUAUAUUAUUGA